This is a messenger RNA of Endocarpon pusillum Z07020, 1332 nucleotides long. RefSeq lists its product as uncharacterized. Bases 1 to 1332 code for a protein of 443 amino acids. Lineage: Eukaryota; Fungi; Ascomycota; Eurotiomycetes; Verrucariales; Verrucariaceae. The transcript has 7 exons. The record is from RefSeq and is a predicted model, not a curated record.
AUGCCAAACCUUCGUUCCAAAACGCGUGCUCAAGAAGCCUAUGAUCUCAUUGUACAACGAAAAGAGCACCAGGAAGCUAUAGACAAAGGAGAAAAGAUGUUUCGGGAGGCGUGGAUUCGGGGCCUAGAGGAAGAUCUCCGUCACGGGAAGGGCAAUCGGCGUACAAGAAUAGAGUUAGAGACUGCCAAGGAGUGGUUGGCCAGACACAUUCGCAUGUCAGACGCUCGUACUCGUCGCUUCGAGGAGCAGCUGAACCCUCGAAGAGCUAAUUUGCAGCAUCGUUAUGAUGGCGAAGCAGCAUUGCUUUACUGCGCAAGGACGCCACAGGGACAACCAGCCUACCUGCCCAAUGAGCUUUGCGUCAAAAUCGCAGGCAUUAACAAUAGGCCAGCAACAUGGGACAAACCUCUGGAGAUGCCACUGGGCAUGGGAUUCAGGGUGCCAGACCAAAGUCCAGAAGAUAAUCAAGCGUUGAGCACCUUGUUGCCUGUGAUACUCACCGCUGGUGGUGAAGUCUAUUCCAGCCAUAAAUCAUGCCCCUACCAUCUUUUACCAUAUACACUCUGCAAGGAGGACAUCUAUCGCGAGCACAGUGAAGCACCAGAAGACUCAUGUGAGGGUGACAACAUCCUAGAUCUAUGCAUAUGGGUAGGACAGAACUGCAUCCGAAUUCUGCGCUUUUCCGACGGCACACCGGGUAGGAAGCUCUACAUGCAUGUAUUUGGAGUCACUUCAUCUGAGAUGGAGCAAGGGACAGGAGCGGAGAGUGGCGACGUCAUCAGAAUCCCCAUUUCUUCAGUCCCUCAUAUCCACAGUCGCUCGCCUUAUGGCGAAGGAACCGAACUCGAUGCCUACCCUACGCGUACAGAUUCGGGGAGCGCUGCAGAGCCAAUACGCGGAAGUGGGAUCCGGAAAGCCUGGUUGAGAGAUCUUUGGUCGAAAGAAGCCGCUGUAUUGGUUGAGCCCAAGGCUUUUCGCGAUCACUUAGCGAACGAACGUACAUUUCUAGCAUGGCUACGAACCUCGUUGGCUCUGUCAAUGAUAGGCAUCUUCACCACACAGCUUUUUAUUCUUCAAGCUGGUCAUCUUCCUCACAUGAACUUGAGUUUCUUUGUUCUUGGUGUACCGCUGGGCUCGUUGUGCCAGGCCGCCGCGCUUAUCAACAUCAUCAUUGGUGCUUAUCGAUUCUGGCGGCUUCAAAGGGGCAUGGUCAAGGGUCAAGCAUGUGCAGGUGGCUGGGAACUCUUCCUUAUUGGUGGAUUAGUUACACUUAUCAUUUUGGCAUUCUUCAUUCUGGUCCUGAUGAGUGAUUCCGACCAACACACACCGUGA